AUGGUAGAAUGCGAAAAAUGCCUUGGAUGGUUUCACUUCGACUGUGUUGGCGUGGGAGAUUCUAUAGCAGAUCGUCCGUGGAAAUGCCCUGACUGCGAGAAAGGCGGGAAAGAUGCGACGGAAGGUGCUUCGAAAAGUGUCGAUGGUAGAUCCCAGAUAUCUCGUGUAAGUAACACGUCAUCUACGCGCGCGGCAAAAGCUGCUCUAGAGCUGCAGGUGUUAGAGGAAAAAAGGCAGCUGGAACUUCGACGGAUUGAAGAGGAAAAGCGCCAAGAAGAAGAAGAAGCCGAGCUUGAGCGAAAGCGCCGCGAAGAAGAGCGUGCAUUCGCAAAAUCGCAACUGGAUCGUAAUAAGGCUCGUCAAGAAACCCUUCGGAAGUUAGAAGAAAUGUACCUGGAAAAAAAGCAUAAAAUAUUAAGUGCGCAAAUCGACGAAGCAGGCAGCCGAAGAAGCGGUAUAAGCAGUUUUCCACCCACACGAACCAAAGAAUGGGUAGAAAGUCUGCCAUCCAUUAGCGGUGACGAAAACCAAGAACCGGUGCUCAAAAAAAAGCCACCGAUGAACUCAACGAGCCUUAACAAACCACCUGGAAGAAAACCCGAGUUCGACAUUUCGGAACUUCAUCCGGUCAGUAGUGGCCAAGAGGUUGCUACUCCGAUGCCUCAUCAGCAAGAUCGAGAAGACCAAAUUCCGCCAAGGAGACGAACACAUACUGAAGCCCAGCUCGUGGCUCGUCAAUACCUACCGAAGGACUUACCUCCCUUCACGGGUAGCCCAGAAGAAUGGCCCGUGUUUUAUAGUAGCUACGAGAUCGGAAAUAAGGAAUGUGAAUUUUCCAAUGUGGAAAAUCUCCUUCGGUUACAACGCAGCUUAAGUGGUGAUGCUUUAGAAGCAGUACGAAGCAGUCUACUAGUACCGGACAUGGUUCCACAUUUGAUGGAAACUCUGCGCAUGCUUUACGGAAGACCGGAAACGCUGAUCAGCUCUCUCCAAAAUACGGAACACUCCAGCCCCAAAAGAGGUCACCUAGUAGCAGCAGGACUUGAAGCACAUCUGUCGAAUCAAACAUUGCUUCAAGAGUUUGUCGAGAAGCUUCCAUCAGACAUCAAGUAUAAGUGGGCAGAAUAUAUUGAAGCAGCUCCUGUAGUCGACCUGGGGUUGUUUGGAAAGUUCAUUUCCGGAGUAAUUCGCAAGGCAAGUGCUGUCACCGUCUACACAGCACCAGGAACUAACUAUAAGUCUUCGAAAGCAGAAGAAAAUAGGUCGCGAGGAGCUGGAGUAAAACCAAAGAAUUGUGCUCAUCAUAGCGACUACCGGUCAGGAGAAGGACCAAGUGAAGUUAACAUGACACAGCGCAGCGGAAGGGUUUGCUCGGUCUGCAAUGAAGGGAAUCACUGGGCAGAUAAGUGCGAUAAGUUUAACAAUAUUUCGGUUGACGAACGCUUGAAGAUGGUUCGCAUCUAUGGCUUGUGUAGAAGCUGUUUAAAAGCUCAUUCUCCGUGGCCAUGCCGCCGUCCAAAGGAAUGCACAUACGAAGGAUGCCGCAUACGUCAUCACCCUUUACUCCACUUUCCCUCGCCUCAAAGUCCACAAAAUCAACCAUCUCUCCCGCCUCCAAGUCCACAAAACCACCACAGGGUUAACAGUUCUGUGAUCUAUCGCAUUCUUCCAGUUACCAUAUACAAUCAAUCUAAAUCAGUUGAUACAUUUGCUUUGUUCGACGAAGCUUCGGAAGUGACUAUGAUAGAAUCAAGUCUGGCGCAAAAAUUGGAGUUGAAAGGCUUUCCAGACCCUUUACAUCUGAAGUGGACUGGGAACUUAACCCGUGUUGAAGACAAUUCCCAGACAGUUCAAGUGGAAAUAUCGGAGAAGGGGAAAAACAUGAAGUACGUCCUGAAAAAUGCGCGAACCGUCGAUGCCUUGGAGCUCCCUGUCCAAUCAAUUGAUACAAAAAAACUUGCCGCAAACUAUCAACAUCUAAAAGGGUUGCCUAUUCAAGAUUAUAGCUUAGCCCGACCCCAGAUCUUGAUUGGGCUCGAAAAUGUUCAUUUAGCAACUCCACUCAAGGUGCGUGAAGGAUUUCAGGGUCAGCCCAUCGCAACGAAAACACGGCUAGGGUGGUGCUUAUACGGAGGUGUUGUUGAUUCUAUUGAAAAUAGAUACCAUAAUGUACUACAUAGUUCUUAUAUAAAAGAAGACCAUUUUCUUCAUGAUUUGGUUAAAGAAUACAUCAUGGUAGAUAACUUGGGGGUAGUAGGAAAUAUACCAACACUAGAGUCCCGAGAGGAUAAACAAGCCCGUGAGAUUUUAGAAUCUACAAGUCGACGUAUCCCCGGAGGAUUCGAAACCGGGUUGUUGUGGAAGAAUGCAAAUGCUGCCUUUCCUGAUGGUUUUCCAAUGGCGGUCAAGCGUCUUCAAUGUUUUGAGAAAAGGAUCUAUAAAAAUCCUGAACUUGAACGUAAAGUGAAGGCACAAAUCGAAGAUUACUUGGUGAAAGGCUACGCCCACAAAACAACGGCGGCCGAAAUCAAGUCGGCCAACCCAAAUAAAACUUGGUACUUGCCACUAGGGUGUGUUUCAAACCCCAAAAAACCCGAAAAGCUUAGAUUAAUUUGGGAUGCAUCGGCCCAAGUAAAAGACGUCUCAUUCAACUCGAUGAUGCUUAAGGGACCGGACCUCCUAACACCGUUACCAUCCGUACUUUACAGGUUUCGAGCCAGAAAAAUCGCUAUAUGUGGCGACGUGAAAGAGAUGUUUCACCAAAUAAAAAUACGAGAAGAAGAUAGAUCUGCACAACGUUUCCUCUGGAGAGACAACCCUUCAGACCCACCUUGUAUCUACACAAUGGACGUGGCAACUUUUGGGUCAGCCUGUUCGCCCUGCUCGGCUCAGUUUAUUAAAAACCUCAACGCCGAAGAAUUUAAACACCUAUUUCCGACGGCUACUGAAGCUAUUAUUCAUGGAACCUACGUGGACGACUUCCUAGAUAGCAGAAAUACUGAAGAAGAAAUCAUCCGGCUAGUUGAAGAGGUUAAAUAUGUACACUCUCAAGGAGGGUUUGAGAUACAAAACUUCGUGUCAAACUCUACGAUCGUUCUAAAUGAAAUCGGCGAAGUUAAUGCUCCCCCUUCGAAGGAUCUUGGUCUGCUGACGUCAGAAAAGGCUUUGUCGGUGUUGGGUAUUCGUUGGUUACCUAAACUUGACAUUUUUACUUUUACGUUGAAUCUCCCGCAACUAGACACCAGACUACUAAAUGGUAUGCUUCGCCCUACAAAACGCCAAGUGCUUAGUACAGUGAUGAGUCUGUAUGACCCACUCGGAAUGCUCGCUGCUUUUGUGGUUCAUGGGAAAAUAAUUAUACAGACCCUAUGGAAGACCGGGUGCAAGUGGGAUGAACCAGUCGAUGAUAGCACGUUUGCUAAUUGGAAGCGCUGGACAAACCUAUUUUCUCGUCUUGGUGAAGUUCGAAUCUCUCGACCCUACUUCGGACAAGGUUCACCUGAAACUUGUCAGCCAAUACAAAUGCACACCUUCGUUGAUGCCAGCGAAGAAGCGUAUGCUUGUGUUAUCUAUUUUCGCUAUUUCGACCGCGGUUUUCCGCGCUGUACUCUGGUAGGCGCUAAAUCAAAGGUGGCUCCAGUAAAACCACUCUCGAUUCCACGCCUUGAACUACUAGCUGCUGUUCUAGGGACACGUAUGGCAAACUAUAUUCAAGAAAACCACCAACUAUCGAUCUCCCAGAGAUUCUACUGGACCGAUUCUUCAACCGUGCUUCACUGGAUACAUGCUGAUGCUCGAAAAUAUCAUUCAUACAUCGCUUGUAGAAUCGGAGAGAUUCUAACAUCCACAAAUUUGAACGAAUGGCGAUGGGUGUCCUCUCGUGAUAACGUUGCGGAUGAAGCCACAAAAUGGGGACAUGGCCCCUGUUUCGAAGAAAGUAGCAGAUGGUUCCACGCUCCUGAGUUUCUGUGGGAGCUAGAAUCAACUUGGCCAGAACAGAAGUGGCAAGCCGUGAAUGUGCAAGAAGAACUACGAUCUAGCUGCUUUCAUCAUCAAACGAGUAAGGAAUUGUUAGUGGAUUAUACACGGUUCAGCAAAUGGGAACGCAUACAUCGUACGAUAGCCUAUGUCUUCAGAAUAUGUACGCGGAAAGAAGACGACCAAGUUAUUCCUCUUGAAUAUUUGAAACAAGAGCAUCUUAAGAAAGCAGAGCUGGAGUUAAUCCGAAUCAUUCAGCGGGAAACCUUCCACGAUGAGAUAGCUGUGUUGCAGAAGUGCCGAAAUGGCAAGCGUGCGGGGGCGGUGCCGAUCGCUAGUCCGCUGUAUAAAUUGUCGGCGUAUAUCGAUGAAGAAGAGAUUGUUAGAAUGGACAGUCGUAUCGGCGCUGCCCCCAACCUGCCGAUUGAAGCUAAGUGUCCAAUUAUUCUAGCAAAAAACCAUCGUCUAACUUUUCUUCUUGUAGAUUUCUACCACCGUCGAUAUCUGCACCGUAACCACGAGACCGUAUUCAACGAACUACGACAGCAGUUCUACGUGCCUGGAUUGCCAGGUAUGAUGAAAUACCUUACACAAAAACCGCAGAACCAGGAACUGGAGCCCGGUGCUUCUAAUAGCGUUGGAAAUAAUACGGAAAUUCCUCACAUUGCUGAGAAAUCGCCAUCUGCCGUUCAUCUUUAUUCGCUUCCUUCUACCAGCAAUGUUUCUUCUUCCUCGAGGACUAUCGAUAAAUUUAUGCUGAAAACCGAUACUACAAAAGCAGUCGCCGCCUCUUGCCUUGAUCCUGUAGUUAUCAGCAGCGAUACCAAAUUGGCCAAAAAACGAUUUGAGAAGACUUUGACUAUAUUGACAGAUACUGGACGCGUUAGUGGAUCCUCGGCAGAUUUAGCAGUACGGCAGUAUUCUGGAGUGAUUGCCAGAGGCGAUAAAUUUGAUAAUUAUGACCGUAGCAAAGAAAGGCUGGAUCAUUUUUGGAGUCGAGUGCUAGCAAAUGCCAAGUGUCCAGAAUUCAGAACACAGAAGAAGGCUGAUACCUUGCAAGAAAAAAUUGUUAUGCUGAAAUCAUAA
Molecule: messenger RNA, 5064 nt
Organism: Uranotaenia lowii
Lineage: Eukaryota; Metazoa; Arthropoda; Insecta; Diptera; Culicidae
Exons: 4
Coding region: 1-5064 (1687 amino acids)
Source: RefSeq, a predicted model, not a curated record